AUGAAAGAGGCUCAAUCUCGGCAGAAAAGUUACGUUGACAAGCAUCGAAAUCAUUUAGAGUUCCAAACGGGUGAUCACGUCUUCCUAAAAGUUUCACCGUUACGAGGUAUUCGUAGGUUUGGAAUUAAAGGUAAACUUAGUCCGAGAUAUAUUAGACCUUUUGAAAUCCUUGAACGUGUUGGAAAGGUAGCAUAUCGCCUAGCGUUACCUCCUCAACUAUCACAUAUCCAUAACAUUUUCCAUAUCUCGUUGCUCCGCGGAUAUCAUUAUCACCCUCUCCAUGUGAUUGAUUAUCCGUUGGACAAAGUUGAAAAAGAUCUCUCUUAUAUUGAAGAACCAGAGGCGAUAAUUAAUAGAGAAGAGAGACAAAUGCGACGAAGGUCAAUACCGUUCGUUAAAGUGUUAUGGCGAAAUCAUUCUGAGCGAGAAGCCACAUGGGAAACGGAAGAAUAUAUGCAGAAGGAGUACCCUUAUCUUUUUGAGUCAUGUAAAUCCUCUAACCCUAUCUAA
Molecule: messenger RNA, 510 nt
Organism: Cynara cardunculus var. scolymus (artichoke)
Lineage: Eukaryota; Viridiplantae; Streptophyta; Magnoliopsida; Asterales; Asteraceae
Exons: 1
Coding region: 1-510 (169 amino acids)
Source: RefSeq, a predicted model, not a curated record